AUGUUUUUAUAUAAAGAUUUAGCACGUUCAUUGGCUGCACUCAAUCCUGCUCCAUGGGAUAAAGUUCAACGAUUACUCCAGCGUUGUCCUCACAGCCAUGCCAAUGGAACAUAUUCGAUCGAUCACCGCCAGCUGGAAGGAGUUGUGGCAAUCGGAUUAUUCUUAACUGAAUCCAAGCUACAACAUGGCCAAAAGCUUAUACCGUACCUGAUUGAAUUAUUCCGAAAUGCUGAAAAUAUCAAAUGGAUUGAUGACCCAUCAUUUUUUAAUAAAUACGAUAUACCUAUACCAGAACUGUUUGGUUUUUGCUUGACAUCAAUUCUAUCAGAUAUCUUAGCCUUAGACCCUGGUUGGAAAGACGAGAUUCUUUCUCUACAGUUUCGCUAUUUGGAAAAAUUUACCAAACUAUGUUCAAAUUUAGACGAUCUUGCUAUACCAGAGGAAGAAUUUUGCAAAGUCAUUGUGCCUUUAGUUUUGGGUAUGUUGCAGUCUUUUGGACGAUUCAGUGGAGCAAGAAAUCGCUCGAUAUUAGGACAAUUUUGUUACAAAAACGAAAAUUAUUCUGCCACUACUAAAGAUCGUAAUGCGGCUAUUUUGGAUGGCAAGAAAUUUCUUCCGACAGCCAAUCUACAUAUUUCGUGUUUAAGUGAUAAAAACGGGCGUCAAAAUGAAAAAAUUUUGCGUUAUUUUUUGACCUUGUCCUUAGCCCAAUACAAAUCGAUCUUUACUUUCGUGAAAACUAUAUCAGAAAAUAAAAUUUUGAAACAAGUUGAUCAAAUUUUAUAUCGACAUAUCCAGAAAACUGGAAGUGGCGAAUCAUCGUUCCAGAAUAUAUUUUACAAAUCUUUCAGCGAAUGUCUGUGCCUAUCCUCUAUAACAUUAAUACGUGACAUGGUUAUCACGUUUUCAAAUAUACCAAAUGAAACAUUAGAAGAUAUUUUUAAUUUUGCAAAGACGAUCUACUCAAGUAGCAUUGCCCAUACGCCAAGCACGCGUAAUUCAUUUAUUGCGAAAAGGUUUAUAUCUUCAGGGGUUACGAAGUUAUCACUUCAUUUAAAGGCAUUAUGUGCAAGCAUUGACAUCAUAUCAAAUGUUCUUCCAAAUGAAACAAUCGCUGACAACUUCUUCCAUUCGUUAAUAAAAUGGCUCAAGACCAGCAAUUUUCUACGAUUACGAGGGUCUUAUCUUCCCCUGAUAACUUGUACUCUUCAGGGUAUUGGAAAUAUUUCCAAGAAAAUGCCUUAUUUAGCACAGAGUGGUGCAAGCGUGCUAUGCAGCUUUCUAUUAGAACCUUAUCCUGUAGUUAAGAGUUUCUAUGAAGCAAAAGACGCAAGGAUUACUUCUUCUACUAAAAUACCAUUGAUUACAUCAGAUGAUGAAGACACACCGCCUACAUCUCCACAGACUGGCAUCCAGUUUGGUGUAAAAAUUGCUCUUAAAGAUACCGAUAGCCAUCUUGAACACAUUCUGAACAGUUGUCUUGACAGCUUAGAAGUAGCAAUUCGCUCAGGACUUACCAAGGAUAAAGAAGUUGUGGAGGAACUUCUUGCUAAGAUUGGCAACAAACUUUACACCGUUGAGAAUAUGGAAAGAGAUUCUCUGUUUGUUUUGAUAAAUGCGGUCUUAAUUGCUGGUCAUAUUUCAGUCAAAUUUUUCGAUAUCCCUGAUAUUGUCAACUCGGUAAUGUCGACGUUGUUACAACGCGUGGGUCGUCCUCCUUCCCAGUUAGAUAGCGUUAUUGUUGAUCAACUCGGACGAAUUGUUGUACAAUGUCCAGAUAUCAGUUUCAAGACAGUUUUCGAUCUUUUCAAGAGAAUUAAUUCAGAAUCGGCCGUUCAUGUUUAUCAUAAGGAUCUCAUUGACAAAUACAAAUAUUGUUCUUCGACGGUGAUCUCUGCACUUUAUCGCAUUGCCUCCGAUAUUGAAGGUUCGGAACAUAUGGAAAAUACGUUAGUAGGUCUUUUGGAAGUGUUUGUACAGAUGGGACUAGAAAGUAGAAAAGCAACGGAGACAAAUGCCGCCUUAAAAGCAUCAUCACUGGCUGGAAACUUGGGGGUACUAAUUCCAGCGAUUGCAGCACUUACCAAUCGUAUGGAGCCUAUUACUAAUCCAAAACCUAGAUUAAGGAAACUCUUUAAAGAUUUUUGGCUUUACUGCAUCGUGAUGGGUUUUGCUACUGAAGAUGCAGGAUUAUGGCCGUAUCAAUGGCAUGAGGGAGUCCGAGAUAUUGCCGCGAAAUCUCCGUGUUUGCUGUCAUCGCAGCAUUUACGCUCUGAGCUCUUAUAUAAUUCUGCUUUACGAAACUAUGAUAUUACACCGACUGAACUACAAGAAUUACGUAACUCAAUAUUAUCUAUACUUGGCCCAAGCCCAGAAUUAUCUCCGAUUGUGUUAAAGCUAGGAUUUUCUCAAUGUAUCUACCUUUUAGCGGUGUAUCGCCUGGAAUCACUUCGGAUAAAAUCAAUUGGCAACGUUUAUACUUCGAUGUUUGCAUACCUCGAAGACAAAGAAAUACAGAGAGAUAAAGAUGGCAUGAUUAUAUGUGUUACUAACGCCUCGAAUAAAAUAUUUAAAGAAUUUAUCGAUUUAAUGGAAGGAAAACCGCGCACAAACACUAGAGUGCAGAUACUAGAGUCUUUCGGUCAAUUCCUUCUCGCUAAGUUUAAUAGUACGCAAGACAAAAUCCGGCGAGUUGCCGAUAGCUACCUGUCGCAGCUUGUUAGUCAUUUUCCACACGUUCUUUGGAGUCAUCGCUUUUUACGAACAAUGUUUGAUAUCAUACAUUUAUUAGCUAAGCAUCUUUAUGUCACUGGUGAACUGAAAGCUGUAGAAGUUAUUGUACCAGAUACAUCUUAUAAUCUUAUUAUAUCAGAAUCAAUGGAAAACCGUGAGAGAAUGAUGAACGAUUUUACCGCCCGUUCUAAAGAAAUUCUUCGAGAAGCUAUGCGUUGCGCUCCUAAGGCUACACGAUCAUUUGUUGAACAUUGUCUAAUGGAUUUUACUUUAGCAGUUGACUGCCUCUUUAAUCAUAGCGGACUUGCCUUGGCUGCCGAAAAAACUCUUGAAUAUGAAGGAAAUAUGACAGAGAUAGAGACCACAGCAAGGAAUAAUAGACCAGAAUAUUUAGCAAAGCGUAGCUCACAAUUUACCGGUGCCAUCAGCCUUCGAAGUCGAUACGUGGGUGAAGUGUUAGGAAUGAAAGAUACGUUACGGUCUAUCGAUAAUAAAAGCGCUGAGAUCAAAUUAUUUGAUAUAAUUCUAAAACAAAUGGAAAACGUGAAACAAUCUAACAAUCGCGAAUUAACUGCUGUAUUAUUUAGGGCCACUGCUACUGUCAACGAAACUACUAAAAUUAAUAGAAAAUUGUUAACACAAAUUUGUCUAUUACCUGUUCGUGUUUUUACUAAAGAGUCCAUGGAAGUUGGAAUUUCUUGUUGGGAAUGGAUACUAGCCGCCAAGCCAGAAUUAGAGCAAUUGCUACUUAGUGAUUUGUCUUCGGUUUGGAAAUGGAGUAUUGAUCAAAAGUUAGGCUUAUUCGCUACAUCAUCGGAAAAUCGUCCCUUAAACAUGGUUAGCGGCAGUGGAGCACCUAAGGCAGUGAUACGAUCAUCGAAGCCACAUGAUUUGUGGAUUAAAUUUUAUGCCGAAAGAUUAAAUAUGGCAAAAUAUUGCAAUGAAAAUUUAGUCGAAUUAUUUGCUACUUUAUUGCAUCAAUCCUUACCACAUGCCGUACAGAGUGAGGAAAAAGUAUGUCGUCACCUUUCUGCUGCAUCUGCUCGAUUUCGAUUAUUGCGCAUGGGAUUAAACUUAAUUCAAACUGAUGCUUUACCUUCAGGAAUUGCCAAAGCCCUUUUACGUAAGAAAAUUUAUUUUGCUGCCUUAGAUUACUUCCAGAGUGAUAGUAGCUGGCCUACCGGUGAUAUGGAAGAGCUAUCAUUGACAAUAGCCAUAUUAAUCAAAUUUUGGCAAGCCGUUUUUGCUGAUCGAAAAUCAAUUAAGGCGAUGACUCUAAGUACUGGAGACUCAGUUGAUAACUUGUCGAUUCGUACCGUUGGCAGUGUUCCUGGAGAGUUUCGGUCGAGUUCUGAAUUUUUAAAUCAAUCUACUGGCUGGCUAAAUACCGUCAUUUCAACUGGUCCUGCAUCAAAACGUCAAAGUGAUACCAGCUCUCGCCGUCGAGUUACCAUGUCUGCUAACCCAGAAGUGAAAGAUUUCUUAAGACUACGUAGCUUAAUAUUAUCACUUGUUCAAAACGAAAUUGAACGUCUUAUUGCAUGGUAUAACCCAUUAGGCCAACUUGAAAUGGCGAUAGAUGGCGAACAGAAUGUCUCAUCUUGGUCUGUUCAGCCGGUCAGUGAUAAUAACUGGGGAGAUCUACUACAUUUAGCAUGGUCUUUAUCACCUCAGUUGGCAGUAAGAAUGGUUAUUCGAUUUAAACAUAUUGUUAUGCUCACCAAAGAAAUACAUUAUAUAAUCAAAGAAAAUCCAAGUGCUGUUGCAGAUAUGCCUGAAUCGUUACAAUUUUUUGCUACAGACGAACUCAUCAAAGAAGAUCCUCCAUCUUUAUCCCAUAUCCUCUGUUGGGCACCAUUAUCUCCAGCAGAUGCUUUAACUUUCUUUAUGAAACGUAAUGUAUUGGCUGCACAGUAUGCCUUACGAUCUAUGAAAAGUUACCCAUUUAGUGAUCUUUUAUUUUAUAUCCCUCAAAUAGUCCAAGCAAUUCGUUAUGACGAUUUCGGAUAUGUUCGUGAAUUUAUUUUGUGGGCAGCAUCUCAUUCACAAUUAACGGCUCAUCAGUUUAUUUGGAACAUGAAAGUCAAUAUGUAUAAAGAUGAUGAAGGAGAACAUUUAGAUGACACCAUUGGAGCAAAAUUAGAAGAUAUCAUUAAUUCUAUUAAAAAGUCUUUAUCAGGAGCAGCAUUAAAUUUUUACAAUAGAGAAUUUGAAUUUUUCGGGAAAGUUACCGCUAUUUCUGGUGCUAUAAAAUCGUUUCCUAAAGGUAAAGCCCGCAAGGAAGCUUGCCUAAGAGAAUUAAGCGCGAUAAAUGUUCAACCUGGUGUCUAUCUUCCAAGUAACCCUGAAGCUGUAGUUGUCGAUAUUGAUCAUAGCUCUGGUACACCAAUGCAAAGUGCUGCAAAAGCUCCAUUUUUGGCAAAAUUUAAAGUCAAUCGAUGUGGAAUUGAAAAUACGGAAAUUUUAGGUCUAAAUGUAGGUGAAAAUAGGACCUUAACUGCCAUAUCGGAAAACGACGAUGAAGUUACUGAAAAUAUCAUUUGGCAAGCAGCUAUUUUUAAAGUCGGAGAUGAUGUUCGUCAGGAUAUGUUGGCUUUGCAAGUUAUCUCCUUAUUUAAGAGCAUUUUUGAAAAUGUUGGUUUGAAAUUAUUUUUAUUCCCUUAUCGUGUGGUUGCAACUGCUCCUGGCUGUGGUGUAAUUGAAUGCGUUCCUGAUGCUAAAUCACGAGAUCAAUUAGGAAGGCAAACCGAAGUUGACUUAUUUACCUACUUCUUACAAACAUAUGGAGAUGAAUCAACGUUCUCAUUUCAAAGAGCUAGACGUAACUUCAUCAAAAGCAUGGCACCCUAUUCUAUUAUUAGCUUUUUGCUCCAAAUUAAAGAUAGACACAAUGGCAAUAUCAUGGUCGAUAAAGAUGGGCAUAUUAUUCAUAUCGAUUUUGGUUUUAUGUUCGAGUCAUCACCCGGCGGUAAUAUCGGGUUUGAACCUAAUAUUAAAUUAACCGAAGAAAUGGUACUAAUUAUGGGAGGAAAAGAUGGUACUGCUCCUUUCAAAAAAUUUGUGGAUUACUGUGUGAAAGCCUACUUGGCCGUUAGACCAUUUUGUGAGACAAUUGUGUCUCUGGUUACAUUAAUGUUAGACACGGGGCUGCCAUGUUUUAGAGGACAAACUACUAAAUACUUGAGAGCUCGAUUUCAACCACAAAAAACCGAAAAAGAGGCUGCAAAAUUUAUAAUUAGUAUCAUUAAGAAUUCAUAUCUAAAUCCAAGAAAUGAAAAAUAUACGGAUAAGUUACUGUAA
Trichoplax adhaerens is the source of this 6033-nucleotide messenger RNA. RefSeq lists its product as uncharacterized. The record is from RefSeq and is a predicted model, not a curated record. NCBI's taxonomy places the organism in Eukaryota, Metazoa, Placozoa, Uniplacotomia, Trichoplacea, Trichoplacidae. Gene Ontology annotation, biological process: phosphatidylinositol phosphate biosynthetic process; phosphatidylinositol-mediated signaling. Gene Ontology annotation, cellular component: cytoplasm; plasma membrane. The coding region runs from base 1 to 6033 and encodes 2010 amino acids. Gene Ontology annotation, molecular function: 1-phosphatidylinositol 4-kinase activity. The transcript is spliced from 28 exons.